UGCUGUUUAAUUUGAUGGGAAGCAUCAUGAUAUUCUUUCAUGAUGAGUACAUUGUUUCACACUAUUUCUUUUUGUAAAGCCCUCUCGGGCUUUUAACUGACCUUGUAAAAAAAAUAAUAAUAAUUGGCCCUGGCCUUUGUGUCUGUAUCAACCCAUAUUUCAGGAGUUGGAGGAGAAUAAAGGAGCAACCAGUUUGCCGGAGUUUUAUACUGACCAGCUCAGGUCCAUGGCUGCUAGGAAAACUCUGCUGGCAUUGGAGGAUGAGGAAGAUCAGGGCCGGGAUAAGAUGAUAAAAGAUCUGAACACAGCAUUGAGGACACAGCCAAUGAGAUUUGUGACGCGAUUCAUUGAGUUGGAUGGGCUGUUUUGUAUCCUGAAUUUCCUCAAGUCAAUGGAUUACGAGACCGCAGAGUCUCAUGUCCACACCUCCAUGAUUGGCUGCAUCAAAGCUCUGAUGAACAAUUCUCAGGGUAGAGCUCAUGUCCUGGGACACUGUGAGAGCAUUAACGUCAUUGCACAAAGUCUUGCCACUGAAAACAUCAAAACCAAGGUUUCAGUUUUAGAGAUCCUUGGUGCAGUGUGUUUGGUGCCAGGAGGCCAUAAGAAAGUCCUAGAAGCCAUGCUGUAUUUCCAGAAAUUUUCCUCAGAGAGAACUCGCUUUCAGAACCUGCUGUCGGACUUGGACCGAUCCACAGGCCGCUACAGAGAUGAAGUUCAUCUGAAGACUGCCAUCAUGUCUUUUAUCAAUGCUGUGCUCAGCCAGGGACCUGGAGAGACUCGUCUGGAGUUUCGUAUCCAUUUACGUUACGAAUUUCUGAUGUUGGGCAUUCAGCCGGUCAUUGACAAACUACGUUCCCAUGAAAAUGCCACCCUGCACAGGCAUCUGGACUUCUUUGAAAUGUUGAGAAAUGAAGACGAGGCUCUAUUGUCCAAACGCUCUGAUGUUGGCCACAUAGAGACCAAAAGUGCCAGCCAGAUGUUUGAGCUGAUCAAGAAGAAUCUAAACCACACUGAAGCUUACCCUCAUUUCCGAUCUGCGUUGCAGCACUGCAUCAUGAUGCCAUAUAAACAGAAUAGUACAACACUUGAGUACUGGGUGAUACUGGACCGGAUAGUACAACAGCUGGUUCUGCAAACUGACAAAGGUGAAAACCCUGAUGUCGCUCCACUUGAGGACUUUAACGUUAAAAAUAUUAUUCACAUGCUGGUCAAAGAGAACGAGGUCAAACAAUGGAAAGAACAAGCUGAUGUAAUGAGAAAGGAGCAUCAGAACUUACAGCAGCGUUUUGAAAAGACAGCGAGGGAAUGUGAAGACAGAAAUAAGGAAAAAGAAGACAUGAUGGCAAUGCUGAACAAGAUGAAAGACAAACUGGAACAAGAGAACAACAGCCACAAGCAAGCUACACUUCAAGUAGCAGAACUAUCUGGUCAGCUGCAGCAGUUCAGCUCAACUCCCAGCAUUCCAGGAGGCCCUCCAGUGACAUCCAGGAAUUCAGUUCCUCCAGAUCCCAUCCCACCCACCUCUGCUCCUUCGCUUUCUCCUCUUUCUCCUCCUCCUCCCCCUCCUCCACCACCUCCUCCUCCAGGAGGCCCACCAGUGUUUGUCAUGGCUCCAUUUGCCCCACCUCCAGGAGCUUCACUAGGAACAACUUGGAAGAAGAAUAUUCCUCAGCCAUCUAAUCCACUGAAGUCAUUCAACUGGAGUAAACUGCCCGAGAUCAAGAUAGAGGAAUCCAUAUGGAUAGAGAUUGAUGACCUCAAUGUAUUUAAAGUACUGGAUCUUGAAGAGUUCCAGAGGAUGUUCUCAGCUUACCAGAAGCCACAACUGACCAAUGACGAGAUCGGCCAUGCCAUUCUGACCAUGGAUGAACAGGAAGACUUGCCUAAAGACAUGCUGGAGCAGCUUCUGAAGUUUGUUCCUGAGAAAAGUGACAUCGAACUGUUGGAAGAUCACACACAUGAGCUGGAUCGUAUGGCCAAAGCAGACCGUUUCCUGUAUGACAUGAGCAGAAUCAACCACUAUCAACAGAGACUCCAGUCUCUCUACUUCAAAAAAAAGUUUGCUGAAAGAGUGGCUGAAGUCAAACCUAAAAUCAAAGCUCUGUGUCUUGCAUCCAAGGAGGUGGUACAGAGUGGGACAUUGCGUCAACUUCUUGAGGUGGUUCUGGCCUUUGGGAACUACAUGAACAAAGGACAACGAGCAAAUGCUUAUGGAUUUAAAGUGUCCAGUCUCAACAAGAUUGCUGACACCAAAUCAAGCAAUGACAAAAACAUCACUCUACUCCACUACAUAGUCGUCGUGCUGGAAAAGAAGUACCCGAAGGUGGCAGCUUUCAGUGAAGAGCUACAGAACGUGGCAGAGGCUUCAAAAGUCAAUAUGGCAGAGUUGGAGAAGGACAUCAACAAUCUGAGAUCUGGCCUAAAAAGCGUUGAGGCAGAGCUGCAGUACCAGCAGGCUCAGACCUGUCAGGGCCCUCUUGAUAAGUUUGUCCCUGUGAUAAGUCAGUUCAUCACUGUGGCCUCCUUCAGCUUCUCUGAUGUAGAGGAGUCCCUCAGCGAAGCCAAAGAACUGUUUACAAAAGCACUGAGACACUUUGCAGAAGACUCCCACAUGCAGCCGGAUGAGUUCUUUGGGAUCUUCGACACUUUCCUCAAAGCAUUCUCAGAAGCCAAACAGGAUAAUCAAAACAUGGCCAGACGCAAAGAGGAGAAGGAGAGACGGGCACUCAUGGAGGCACAGCUGAAGAAAGACAGGGAGCCAAAGGUGAGGAAGACCAAAGCAAGUGAAGAAGAGGAGUGCGGUCAGUUUGAUGACUUGGUGUCUGCUCUGCAGUCUGGAGAGGUGUUUGACAAGGAUAUGUCAAAAAUGAACCGCAGAAAGCAGCGUAAACACAACCAGGAGAGACCAGUCACAAAACUAAACCAGUAACAUGACACUUCAUGGACAGCAGCACCUCUUUGGGACUUCUGUAAUCCUGCUGAAACAAAUGGAUCUCUUGGUAACACUGUUGUAGAUGUGGAGUUUUUAUUUUCACUUAAAUCUACAUUUUGGUUCAUGGUUUAAGGUGGCAUAUAAAACAUAUACUGUACAAGCAUAUAGAAUAGAACAGAAUAUUUUUAUUUUAUUGAUCCCCAUUGGGGGGAAUUGACACACCACAGCAGCAUCCAAAAA
Molecule: messenger RNA, 3172 nt
Organism: Stegastes partitus (bicolor damselfish)
Lineage: Eukaryota; Metazoa; Chordata; Actinopteri; Pomacentridae
Product: disheveled-associated activator of morphogenesis 1-like
Exons: 22
Coding region: 227-2929 (900 amino acids)
Biological process (GO): actin cytoskeleton organization
Cellular component (GO): stress fiber
Molecular function (GO): small GTPase binding; actin binding
Source: RefSeq, a predicted model, not a curated record